Wallemia mellicola CBS 633.66 is the source of this 693-nucleotide messenger RNA. RefSeq lists its product as hypothetical. Bases 414 to 611 code for a protein of 65 amino acids. The transcript has a single exon. Lineage: Eukaryota; Fungi; Basidiomycota; Wallemiomycetes; Wallemiales; Wallemiaceae. The record is from RefSeq and is a predicted model, not a curated record.
AUGCAUAUAAAUAUAUACCACAAGGUUAAACUUUGAUUGAGUAUUAUGAAUACAUACGCUAUAUACGCUAGUUGCAAGUGUAACAAUUAAAGUCAGCAAAACCUCUAACUAGCAUCGGGUGGAGACGAGUUGAAAGACAUUAUUUCCAAGCACGAUAACGAUACAAACUUUAUACCUACUUCAACGCCCUUUGUUAGCAAAAAAACGCUGCAUUUUUCGCGAGGUCAACCAAUGACCGCAACCGAAAGUUCAAAGCAGAAUAUUCCCAAAUCAAUGGAAUCCUCAAGGCUUUAAAAGCGAAAGGAGUGAGCUUAAGGGGUGCUGAAAGUAUAUGUAUCCUCACUGAGAGAGGCAAUGGACAUCAGCACCGUGCAGAGUCAAGAGCAGUCUUCAGACACUUGAAUGGUAUAGAUAUGGUUUUCUGCAGCGAUGCUACCCGUUUAACAAGAAACUAUGAUGACAGGAGCUUCCUGAAGGAGGUAUUCUCCAGCAAAGCUCUCUUUGUUUUGAUCGACGAUGACGUCAAGCAGGUUGUUUUUGAUGACCUGGACAAUAUUCAGUUCCCGAGAAAGAGACAGUCUAUUAUGAUAUAUUGGACUGCAAUACGAUGAGAAUUGAAUCCUCUGUGUCUUUCUCUUUUAAACGUUGUCAUUUAAAUAUGUAUUCUUUCACAGCUAUACAUUUGCAUACCAU